Messenger RNA from Cucurbita moschata (crookneck pumpkin), 426 nucleotides. RefSeq lists its product as uncharacterized. Lineage: Eukaryota; Viridiplantae; Streptophyta; Magnoliopsida; Cucurbitales; Cucurbitaceae. The transcript has 2 exons. Bases 1 to 426 code for a protein of 141 amino acids. The record is from RefSeq and is a predicted model, not a curated record.
AUGAUGAAAGAAUUUGAGAUGACUAAUCUCAGGUUACUCACGUACUACCUCAGUAUUGAAGUGGACCAAAGGAAAGAUUGCAUCAUGCUAAAGCAAUCGACCUAUGCUAAGAAGUUGUUGCAACAACUUAAGAUGGCAGAGUGCAACUCAACAAAAUAUCCCAUGGUAGCAAAGUACUUGACUCGUACUCUGAGGUACAUGAAAAAGUAUACUACAAUGCAUCAUCAAGCGGUUAAACACAUUCUCCGCUAUGUGAAAGUUACCACAAGCUAUGAGCUGAAGUAUCAAAGAGGGCGAGAUCCUGAAGAACUAGUCUGUUUUACCGAUAGUGAUUUAGCUGGAGAUAUUUACGAUAGGAAAAGUAUUGCAAGAAUGACAUUUUAUCUCAACGGAAAUUUGAUCUCUUGGCAAUAUCAGAAGCAGUGA